GAUUGGAAACACCACUCUUGUCUCACAUCGAUAUCCGCACUGCUCCAGCAGUGCCUUCGCGAUGAUGGCAGCCAUGAGGAGCGUGGGGUCUGUGGCUGGCUAUGUGGCUCUGCCUUUGAUGGCUGGUGAGGCGCAGGCCUGGGUGGCUGCUGUUUGCCUGUCAUCCCUGGCUGGGGCCUCCUUGAUGGCUGCGAGGCACAAGCGUCUUUUCCGAAACAUGCAGGAGGACAGCAUUGAGAGUGGGUGCAAAAGCAGCUGCCGACUCCGCAUCUCGCUGCUGUCGAACAAGCUGGAGUUUGUCAGGGCUCUCACUCCUUUAGCAGAGAAGCAUGACUUGCUGGUGGUGACCCCCACACAGAGUGUGCAAGACUUUUGCCUUGAGGCAGGCAUUCCUGUCCGGGCAUUUCCUUUGUGCUCGGACACGUGGCGGUUUGCCACCAUCUGCAAGCAGGACGCAGUUUACCGGCAGGCCGUGGAGAAGGCCUACAGUGAGCUUGAAAUGCAGAAACCAGACAUUUUGCUCACCGCUGGCUUCUAUGUCCUUCCCAAACACGUCGUUGCCAUCCCAACGACAGCGGCGUGGAACCUCCACCCCUCAGCGCUCCCAAGCUACCGCGGCGGCAUGCCAUUUCAGGCUGUCAUACUCCGUGGCGAGACAGACAUGGGGGUGACUCUUCAUCGCCUCACUGAGGUCAUUGACGAUCCCUUUGGCAUUCUUGCACAAAGUGCCCCUAUCCGCAUCGCAGAGGCGGCCACCACCCAAGAUCUGCUGAAUGCCUCUUCGCUGUGCAUGCUCAGCCUGGUGGAGGAGGCCAUAGAAACACUCCCCGACACCCACAAGAAGGUUCCACCACCGAGCCCGCGCACGGCUCUUCCACAUUCGUUUGCAGUCAAGUUGGAGUGCGAACAUCAUGCGGCAACUGGUGAGACGGCAAAAUCCAAUGCAGGCGUUCUUGCAAGAGUUCGCAUCGAAUGGGAUGAGGACAAUGCCGUCGACAUCGAGCGGGCUUUCCGCGCCUUUGGAGGGGGCAGCGGUCUCUUCACCGACUAUGAGGGAAAUGCUUGGGAGGUGAAGUGUGCAGACUGGGCAUGCGAGAAUGCCGGCACCUUGGGGGUUCAUGGCGACGAUGGGCCUAUUUGUGUGACGGCUUGGGCAGUGGAGCUUGCUGAUUCUGACGUCAUUUGUGGCACUUCAGAAGCUGGAGCCGCUGGCAUAGAGCACAAGGUCACAGCGAAGGCGGGAGAAACUACCAUAGCCUUUUUGCGGAUUCCUGGAGAAGCUGUUAGCUGUUCUAAGCCUAGUGGCUGGACCGGAUUGCGUGCUGGGGACAUUCCUUCUUUGGGGGCCUGUCGGGCGGCAUGGAAGAAAGCACCCACCACGCAACUUCUGAGCAGCGAUGCCGAGUUGGAGCCCAAUGUUUCAAGCAAGCCGGCCAAGAAAUCGGCCCGCCUGGCCCAAGAUUUGAAAGGACUGGAGAAGCUGAUGCGCGCAGGCGCCUCCGACGACGACGAGGAAGAAGAAAGCGAGGACGACGACGGGGACGUGGGCAUUCUGCCUCCUGGCCAGAAAACCCUAGUGAAGUCGAAGACGCGGAAGAGCCUGAAGAAAGACGGCCUGGACCUUCAGACACUGCUUGCUGCGGGGGUAUCAUCGGGAACCGAGCCCAAAGACCUUCUCACAUUGUACCUGUUGAAUCAGCUGAUAGGACAGCAGAACGCCAAGAAGAAGAAGAAGCGAUCGGCAUCUUCAACAGAGCUCCUUGGUGGGUCAAGCUCCGAGUCCUCGGCCAGCGAUCGAGAGGCAAGCGACGGAAAGGGCAUGAAGGCAGUUUCUUCGCUCCAUCGCUUGCACGAGCAGAUCCUUCGGAAGCCCCGCCGGGUUCGGGAGAUUUUCGAAGCCGCUCGGGAUUGUGUCGGGGCAAGCCUGGACCAUGCGCGACUGGGUGAAGAAGCAAAGCUGGGGGCUGGCAAGUCAGAGGUGGCCCUGGCCCAGCUGAUUCAAAACCUCAAGAGCAAGGUGCAGGCUGUGCUGGCCAAUGGCGAUUGGGAGACGGCAUGGCUUCUAACGGGCCUGCCGGAUCCACUGCAGAAGCGCGACUUCUCAGGGACCAAGGAAGAGAUGGCCGUUAUAUCGGGCUAUGUGGAGGCGAUGGCCAGGCUCAAGAAGCGGGUAAAGGAUGCCCAGGGUCACGGAGACGGCGACGACGAGGAGGUCGCCGCCGCGGCGCGCAAAUGUAUUUUGCUGGAACGGUCUGGCGAUGAUGUUAGGCUAUUUCCAUGUGCCCUUCCGUGUCCCGAAGUCUUGCGGAUCAAGACAGCGGUUGAUGAGACUGAGGCACGGCAGGUUUGGGCUAAGCAGUUGUUGAACACCUUCAUUGCUUGGUCGAAUUUUGUGGUGCUGGGGUGUCCGGAUGGUGCAUGUGAGCCACAAGCAGCAUAUCGUUCGGCAUGCGAGGCUCGGAGCUUUGCUGAUAGGUUGCUGGGUGAGGCCAUCGAAUUCGCGAGUGCUGACUUAAUCACUGGUCGCUUGAAAUGUGCAGGGAGGCGAGCAACAGUGGAGGCUCUUAUGGAGCAGGUCGGUUCAUUUGCGGCUGCAGGUUAUGUAGAUCCUGUUCAGGCUUCUUCUUCUUCAACGGCAUUGCCGGUCACGGCCACACGUGUGGCUGUGCCUGAGAAGGCAGGAAGGGUUGAUCCUUUGCAGUGGUUGCCGGACGAGCAGGCGGAGGUGGUAGCAGGCCUAGAGAGCUUGAGGAGGGAGCCGCACCUUUGGGAGGAGAUUUGUCAUGCAUGUCACCGCGUCCCAGAGGGCGAUGAGGCAGAGUUAGCCCAGAAGUUGUUGGCAACGGACAUGGCAGUUCUGGUUCCAGAGGGUGAGCUUCCACGUAACCAACAUGGCGGUUUGAUGCAGGGGGGGCUCUUCUGUGUAGAAAAGAACGCCACAGAGGAUCGCCUUAUCUUCGACCGGCGCCCCGAGAACGCGACCAUGCCGAGGCUGGAAUGGGCUGCUUUACCUUCGGCUGCCUGCUUCACGCGUAUGCUGUUGGGGCCUUGUCAAUACCUCCGUGCCUCAGGGGAUGAUUUGAGAAACUUUUAUUAUAUGUUGAGGCUGCCUCCUAAUUGGGUGCGUUUUAACUCGGUAGGGCGAAGGGUUGCUACGGAUGUGGUGGCCAUGCACGGUCUUGAUCCUGCUGUGCCUCAUCGCCUGUGCUUCCGAGUGUUGGGGAUGGGAGACCGCAAUGGAUGUGCAAUCGCCCAAGCCACGCACGAGGCUAUCCUCAAAUCGGUGGGCCUGCUGGAUCCUCAGGAGACACUUGCUUAUGGCCGGACUGUUCCUGCGGGUGAUCUGUGGCAAGGUGUGUACUUCGACGACUUGCUCAUUGCUUCGCGCCAGACCCUUGAGUACCCCAUGCCGCUUGAUGGUUCCUUCGUGCCUCCCCCUGCUCAGGGAGAUGAUGCGGACAUCCUGCUCACGAAGGCAGCUGAGGGUGCGUAUGAGAAGGCAGACCUAGCGGUUCUCCAGAAGAUCAACGGCUUUUUAGCGUUUGCCUUUCAAUUCAGGCGAGAGCUCUUUUGUUUGCAACAUCGGAUUUACAACUAUGUGAGUGGGACGCACGCCGCCAAAUGGGUCCGUCUCCCUGGCUUUGUGGUGGACGAAUUACGUAGCUUGAGCUUGCAUCUUGCUGUCGCCCAGUGGAACAUGCGACGCAGGUUGGGCACAUCAAUCCUGGCAACUGACGCGACCCCCGCCAGUGGAGGUGCAGUCAGGGCUGAAGCUCCGGAAAGACUAGUGGAAGAAUUAUGGCGGCGAUCUGAGAUCCGAGGUGCUCCUGUUCGACCCGACCGUGCGGAGGUUGACUUUGGAAAGGAGAUCCCUGCGGAGGCCUCUCAAUUCGCUAGCACCUGUGCGGAGUGUCUACCUUGGGCAGAAGUAGCCAGGUACACCUUCAGGGAGACGAGCCAUAUCAACUUGCAGGAGGCACGUGCAUUGCGGCGUGAGAUUUGUAGAAUGGCUUCGAAGUUCGAGUGUGGUGGCCAGGUUCAAGUUUGCUUCAAUGAUUCUUUGGUUUGUGUAUACGCUUUUGCAAAGGGUCGCUCCUCUUCUUUGAAGCUCAACAACAUUUUGCGAGGGCUGCUGCCUUACCUGAUCCUGGGGGAUGUGUCAUUGGCGUUGCUCUGGGUUGAAACCGAGUCCAACUAUGCCGAUCAUCCAUCACGCUUUCGGCCUCUUCCUCCCCCGCGGUCUCCUCCAGGUUGGCUACAGGAGUAUGGCGUCCUUGGGGUGAGCAUUUUCCAUGGACUGGAGGUGUUUGCGGGAUCGGCUCGCAUUACCCUGGCUCACUUGGAGGCCGGGCUCAGCAUGCUUGACCCGGUUGAUCAACUAUGGGGGGGGCUCGAGCUAAGACUGCUGGUGCCUACCCUUGGGGAUUUGCCCGAGCUCUUGCUGAUGCCUGCUUCGCGUGGGCGUCGGGGAGGCCGACUCCAUGAUCAGACGUUGACUCCCCAGUAUCGCCGGCACUUGCGUGAGGCUGGCCAGUGGAUACUGGGGAAAGCUGCGGAGCUUGGCGGCCAGUUGGGUCCCAAAAGCUCCUCAAGGCGAGUUGACCAGUCUUUGGAGAGGGUCGUUGAAUGGGGCCAUGAUCAUGGGGAAAAACUCUAUUGGAUCACUCUUGGGGUCCUUAGUGUGCAGCGCCUGUACAAGCUGUCGGCUCCCUUGCUACGAUCCACUUGGGCAGCCAUAAAGUCGUGGAGGCUAUUGCAACCAAUCCGACCGAGGGUUCCCAUGACGUACUAUGUCUUGAGGUGUUUCCUUGUGGCUUGUUUGGGGCGAGUGAACGCGACGGAGGUGCCAUUGCGGGCCGAGUGGAUGGCCACGAUGCUGGCCGCAUGGCUGGCCUUUGUCGGGAUGCUCAGGCCUGGCGAAAUCGAGCGCCUGAUCAUUAAGGAUUUCUGCUUUCCGGAGGACGUCGAGCUUUCUGAAGGCAUUGGCUUGAUCCUCAAUAUCCGUCAAGCCAAGACUAGGAGGGUUUGGGCGAAUCAGUUUGUCAUCAUCCGCGACCAGUGUCUGAUCAGGUGGUUGAAAUGGUGGUGUGUUGGGCAGCGGCCCAACGCUUACUUCCUGCAGGUCAGCCGUCGUAAAUGGAGUUUACUCUUUCGGGAGGUGAUGGAGUCUUUGCAGCUGGAGAACUGUGGCCUGACCUUGGGCUCUUUACGAGGUGGUGGGGCCUGCCAUCUGUUCCGGGUAGAGCAGAACUUGGGGACACUUCAAUUUGCAGGUCGUUGGAGACGCCCUGAAACUUUACGUCAUUACCUCCAGGAGGCCUUGGCAGUACACACUUUGGCGCAUGAAGACGAGAGCGACCGCUGGGAAGUGCUUUCGGAAGUGGGUGGUUCAUCGUCGUCAGUCGCAGCUGGCAGCAACAAGCCUCCUGACAGGGAGAAGCCGUCUUCAGGGCCGAGUGGACUCGUUCCAGAGGUGGGCAAGUCAAAGGUGGAGGCCAGUUAUCCGGAUCUCGGGCACGCCUUCGACGCGUUCAAGACCGUCUUCAAGCCGAAGACCUGUGGCACGCCAGUUACCCGAACGAGCCAGUUGACAAAGAUGGUCGCAGUGCUGCACAGGUCCUUGGGGACCCUGCUGGAGUCGCUCAAGCAGCUCGGUGGAGGUCCACAAUGGCGGUCCUGGCUUCCCUCGCGUUGGAAAUGGUGGAUGAUCAUCUUGGUGAUGGUGGCCGUGCUGUUCCCUCGGAUAGUGGCGCUAGUGAUAGCACUUGUGAUACGUCUUGUCACACGUGCGGUGCUGUCUCUGAUCGUGCAUGUCUUCAAGGAGGUUUGGACUCAAGCCAUGAUGGCUGCUGCUGAGGUUGAAGAGGGCAUAGCCCAGUGGCUCUAUGUCCAGCUGGACAUGAUUGUUCCUACGGAGCCCUUGCAACCACCGCUGCUGACAAAUGGACCCGCUGCCUUACCUUCGACAUCGGCACCUAACGCAGGCCAGCCCCACCCAACCCGCCCAGUGGAUGUCUUGCUGGUGCUGAUGCUCGGCCUUGGGCUCAGACGCCCCCCACAGAUUGGGGGGAGGUGGUGGAGACGCCAGGUGAUCUCCUUUGUUCUUCUCCUUCUUUUACCUGUGCAAGCAAAGUUUGCCAAUGAUGCCGAAGCUUCGUCAAUGCUUUGA
Molecule: messenger RNA, 6169 nt
Organism: Symbiodinium pilosum
Lineage: Eukaryota; Dinophyceae; Suessiales; Symbiodiniaceae
Source: the annotation of a GenBank genome assembly